UAUCUUUAUUUAUAAAAGCCAUAUGAAGUGCAAAGUUUUUGUUUAAUAUAAAAAAAGACUGAUUUUAACAAAUAAUACAAAGGAGAACAGAAUAAUUAAUACUUCAUAUUGGCACAGACAAAUAUUUCAGGGUAUCAGUGUUGUACGUAUCUGGUCUUUUGGCUGCUGUUGCAGGAGAUUGCUGUAUUACUGCUGAUCAGAUGGUGUUGGGAUUACGAAGGAUUUAACUCAAGUGGAACAGAUUUCUCUACUAGCCAUGUCUCUGUAUUCUUCUCUGCCUCAUAAUAUCAGUCAGAAUCUGACUAAUUUCACUGGACCUCUUUUCAUCAGCAAUAAAACUCGAGACCGUGGCAAUGGACGUAACAAUAUUUCAGCUAAUGAGAUGGUGUCCAGCUUACCUUUCCAGAUGACACUGUAUUUCAAUGUCUUCUUCUUUCCAUUCUGGUGGACAUCAGAAGUGACCAUGCUUCAACUUAAGUAUAGCCUAUUACCAGAAUACUACCAGUGGCUGCUUUUGAUGGCUGUGAUAAUUCUCGCAUUAAUUGAAUGUGUCCGACUUGUUCUGGGCUACGUGGGAAACUUGCAGGAAAAGCUGCCAGAGUUGGCUGGAUUUUGGUUGCUAUCCUUUACAAUACAGCUACCUAUUAUUCUCUUCCUCCUCACUGAUCAGUCUGUCAUCAUUUUACCCCUGGAGCAGACUGUUCAUAUCCUCUACUUCACUUUCCUGAUUUUUGAAUUGGUUGUGGGAUUCCAGGCCCUAAGACAAAUGACGAACCACUUUGCUACGCGCUUCUACCUCCAGCAGUUUCAAAAGCCAGAACAUUCACAACAGUGCAAAAGGAAACAAGGAACAGGUAUUCGACAUGGGAGGAACUCUGAUUCCAAUGUUUAAUGAAGCAAGGACUUCUGUGUGUACCGAAGCUCCUAACCAUGUUAAUGCAUGCAAGUCGCACCAUUAUUUCUGUGAACUUAUCCCAUUGGAAAUGCUAAGACCUCUGUUCUGUUGUUGUGAGGUGACAGCUGUAUUAAAGAAUUGAUGUUUGCUUCAGCAAAAUUCUGUCAUUGAGUAGGACUAGGAACGCUUCAAAUAUCUAUGUGUUCUACCUACAGGAAACUGACACAAUACCUUUAUUUUAAAUAAUGUCAAUCCUUGUGAAAAUUGAGUUGCUUGUGUUGUUUGUGUAUGGCUGU
This is a messenger RNA of Rhincodon typus (whale shark), 1191 nucleotides long. Its product is annotated as transmembrane protein 17-like. Gene Ontology annotation, biological process: non-motile cilium assembly. Gene Ontology annotation, cellular component: ciliary transition zone. The coding region runs from base 257 to 892 and encodes 211 amino acids. The record is from RefSeq and is a predicted model, not a curated record. The transcript is spliced from 4 exons. NCBI's taxonomy places the organism in Eukaryota, Metazoa, Chordata, Chondrichthyes, Orectolobiformes, Rhincodontidae.